AUGGACACAGACACAGGCAUGCACCAAAACCAACACAACAACCAACAGUUCAAAAUCCAGCACAACAACAACAACAACCAACACAACAACCAACAGUUCAAAAUCCAGCACAACAACAACAAACAGAGCAAAGACAUAAAAGAAGUAGAGAAAAAGGAAACCAAGAAUUCUUAA
Molecule: messenger RNA, 174 nt
Organism: Trichomonas vaginalis G3
Lineage: Eukaryota; Parabasalia; Trichomonadida; Trichomonadidae
Product: protein of unknown function, DUF4106 family
Exons: 1
Coding region: 1-174 (57 amino acids)
Source: RefSeq, a predicted model, not a curated record